This is a messenger RNA of Cooperia oncophora, 465 nucleotides long. Lineage: Eukaryota; Metazoa; Nematoda; Chromadorea; Rhabditida; Trichostrongylidae. The record is from the annotation of a GenBank genome assembly.
AUGUGGGGACUGGUAUUCUACUGGUUGUUCGACCUAGCGCCUCAUCUCUUCUGGGGUUCUGACAGUAGCCUUGGAGAUUCUGUCAAUAAUGCGAGCUCGAGCGCUUGCGCUCGCAUUGCAUCACGAAUUCCGCUAUUUCAAGAAGACCGAUUCUUGAUUGAAAAGAUACCUUUAAAAGCACGAGAACUCGCCUAUUACUCACCUAACAUUCUUCAACAGUAUGUUCCUUUGAUCGGACCCAUGGCUGCUUAUGUUGGUACUCACUAUCACUGGAUUACUGUAUACACAAAUGUCUUCGCAUUAGUUGCCCAUAUUGGAGAAAGUCUCUAUGCUUUGUAUUUGUGCAUGAAGCUGAAGUUCAGUAUGUCAUGUUCAGCAAGCUGGUUCGUGCAGACGUUCCUCCUAGGAUUUCCAUCGCUUAACAUACUUAGUAAUUUUGCAUCAAAAACGAAAAGAAAACGUUGA